CUGCCACUUCCGGCCAUGCGCAGGAACACACGUGUUUGAGUAGUAGCUAACUGGUGAAAUAUGCUAUUGAUUUGAUAGUUUGGUGUAUGUCACUCAUGGAACUCAAGAAUUAUUAUAGAUCGUAAUAAUAUUUAACUAAGGAAGUGCAGUUAAUUAAAGAUGGGACCGCCGAGGAGUAAGAAGAGAACGCCAAGCUUUCGUAAGCUGCUGAAAACAAGCAACUUAAAACUUGAAAACAAAUCGAGGAACCGUCAGUUCAAGCAGCAAAGCACUGCCAAAAAGUACCGGAAAGAACAAAAGAAAGUCCGGCAAGCUCUCAAAGAUGCAUCCAGCAGGACACCAGCGCCCCUGGAGCGAUACAAGAAAAAGCCAGAGGAGGAAGAGGAUGAGGAAGAGUUUGAGGAGUCCCUCCCAGUGGACAUGAUGGAUGAAGAUGACCUGGAACAGAUGAAGGCUAUGGCUCAGAAAGCCUCCUUUGUCACCAGAGACCUCUCCUCCUGUGAGCCCGUACAUGCCAAAAAGCGCAAGUCGGACAACGCCGUGCAGUCGUAUGAGAAGAUGCCACGGAAGAUGCAGAAGCAGGAGGAGAAGGAAGUUAUUCACCUCCUGCCAAUCAAAGACAAAACCGGCCUCAUCCCUCAGACCAUGGAGAAACCAGUUGUGCAGAAGGUAGAGGAAGAGGAGGAAGAGGAAGAGCCAGCAGAGGACGAUGGUUCACAGAAAGCGUUUGAGCCGAACAUGUCUGCUCUGAGCCCCCAGCAGCAGCUGCAGCUGCGCAGGCAGAAGCUGGAGGACAGGAAACUGCGCAUUGCUGGCUUGGGCUCAGCCAUCCUGUCCGACCCCACAAACAACAUUAAAAAGCUGAAGGAGCUUCGGUCCAUGCUGAUGGAAACGGACCCCUGUGUCGCGGUGACAGUGAGGAAGCUGGUCAUGGUCUCCCUGAUGGAGGUUUUCAAGGACAUCGUCCCCGCCUACAGAAUCCGGCCACUGACGGAGGCAGAAAAGGCUACCAAGGUGAAAAAAGAAACUCAGCAGCUGCGGGAGUUUGAAGAAGGCCUGGUCAGUCAGUACAAAUUCUACCUGGAGAACCUGGAGCAAACCAUAAAAGACUGGAAGCAGAAGAAGAGGAAGAAGAGCGAGGCCGUCUCACUGCAGUCCUAUAAGGGCUUGGCCGAGGUGGCUAUCCGGUGCACCUGUGAGCUGCUGGUGGCUCUCACCCACUUCAACUUUCACAACAACAUCAUAGUCAUGCUGGUGCCCCUCAUGAACGACCCGUGCAAGAAGGUGUCUGAAAUGUCUUGUGACGCUGUGCGGAAGAUGCUCAAGCAGGACAAACUGGGCCACGCCUCCUUAGGACUGGUGAAAGUCAUUUCUGGGCUGGUCAAGAGCCGGAAUUAUGAUGUCAGACCAGAGGUACUGAAGACCCUUCUGUGCCUGAGGAUAAAGGAAGUGGAAGUUAAGAAAGAUGCAGAGGCUGUCGCUCCCAAAAAGAAAUUCAUGACCUUUAAGGAGAAGAGGAAGAACCUAUCGAGAAUGCAGAGGAAGUGGAAGAAAGCAGAAGAGAAACUUGAGAAGGAGCUCCUGGAGGCCGAGGCUUCAGAAAGUAAAGAAAAGAAGCUGAAGUUGCACACAGAGACGCUGAACAUCGUGUUCCUGAUUUACUUCAGGAUACUGAAGAAAGCCCAGAAGUCUGUGCUUCUGCCCUGCGUUUUAGAAGGCCUUGCAAAGUUCGCCCACCUCAUAAAUCUGGAGUUCUUUGACGAUUUGUUAACGGUGCUGCAUAAUCUAAUUGAAUCAGCGGACCUGUCUUACCGGGAGAGCCUCCACUGUAUUCAGACAUCCUUCACUAUCCUCUCCGGUCAAGGUGAUGUCCUUAACAUCGACCCCUUAAAGUUCUACACCCACCUGUACAAAACGCUCUUCCUCCUGCACGCAGGAGCGUCGAACGACGACAUCGCCAUCGUUCUGCAGUGCCUGGACGUCAUGCUGCUGAAGCGCAGGAAGCAGGUCACCCUGCAGAGGGCGCUGGCCUUCAUAAAGCGACUGAGCACGCUCAGUCUGCACGUGAUGCCCAACUCCAGCGUGGGCAUCCUGGCAGCCAAUAGGAUGCUGAUGCAUACGUUCCCUAAGUGUGACAUCCUGCUGGAUAACGAGGCGCAGGGCAGUGGGGUGUACCUGCCUGAGCUGGACCAGCCUGAGUACUGCAACCCUCACAACACCGCCCUGUGGGAGCUGCACGCCAUCAAGAGGCACUACCACCCGGUGGUGAGGAGGUUUGCUGCUCACCUGAUGGCAGGAGCUCCCAGUGAGGGGUCUGGAGCUCUCAGUACAGAGCUCAGCAGGAGGUCACCAGUAGAGCUGUUUGAAGAUUACAGCACAGAGGACAUGACAUUCAACCCACCAGUGUCAGCACCAGCCACAAAGAAAAAGGAUCAUUUCACAAUAGGCCACGCGUUGCUGGACACCGAUUUAAAGAAACGGAUAGACGAUAUUCUCGGAGCAGAAACUCCCGCUCCGGGGUUGGACUUCGCUGCACACCGAAGCCAGGACCACACGUAAAGGAAACCAGAUCUAAAAAUCAGGGGAAUAUGUACCCAAAUGUAAUUUUUUUAAAACCCUCAUGUGAGUAAAUUCCUGUUUAUGUGCUCA
Messenger RNA from Anguilla anguilla (European eel), 2649 nucleotides. It is a transcript of the gene noc3l, whose product is annotated as NOC3-like DNA replication regulator. The record is from RefSeq and is a predicted model, not a curated record. Gene Ontology annotation, molecular function: chromatin binding. Gene Ontology annotation, biological process: DNA replication initiation. The coding region runs from base 160 to 2559 and encodes 799 amino acids. NCBI's taxonomy places the organism in Eukaryota, Metazoa, Chordata, Actinopteri, Anguilliformes, Anguillidae. The transcript has 21 exons. Gene Ontology annotation, cellular component: nucleolus.